AUGCAAAAAGCGCCAGAGCCCGCCGUCCCUGAAAAGCCCGGAUAUGUAAUUUCAAUAAUUGAAAUCGAAAGAUUCAAAAACUGGUUUUCAGUAUAGAAUGGAGGACGUCCGGAAGUUCAUUUACCAUAUUCGCAAGAAGAAGAUGCUUUGGGGAGAUCCGAGGUUGACCAAGUCGGAAAAGAGGAAAAGUGAAACGUGCCACUUUGUGGAGCUCGAACGCAAAUGUUCAUUCCUUGGAGAAUCCGGGGGUUUUGAUGAAAACGGGAAUGAAAAAUAAUUUAGCAAAUUAAGGUGAAUCGGCGAGGGAUAUCUGGUUACAGCUGUAUACCGGCUGGGACGCACAAUAUCAACGUGAAGAACUCGAUCCGUGUUGUCGUAUAACUUUCAUUUUCUAUUUCGAUUUGAAUUUCUUGCGAAGAGAUCGAAGGUUGGUUCUUGAGACGUUACUCGAAUUCUCUGGUCUUCAGACUUCAGAAGAAGGCGCCAGCGGUCGUAUCUGAGAAGGGAAAUGAGUGUAGUACUGGAGAGCCGGUCCAAAAUCCGUUACCCCAACAGGAGCCAGAAGUCAAGAGAAAAAGGCCGGCCAAAAAAGCUCCUGAAAUUGUGAAAAUUCCGACAAAGAGAAAAGGCUAGUUUAUUGUGUAUUUUACUCUAUUUCAAAAAAAUGCAUUGUGAAAGGAUUUUCAGUGUUAAUGCACUUGAUUUGAACUUGAUAAAAAUUUUUAAAAAAUCUUUAAUUUCAAAGUUUUGAAAUUGAUUUUAUAUGAAAACUUUUACAUUUUUGCAAUAAUAAGUAAAUAAUAAUUGAUACCAUGAAUUUUUUGAGUUUCUAAAAUUUCUUAUAGUCUAAAUCAAGUGCAAAAAAAACUUACAAACUUGAAAAAAAGAAAAUAAAUUUCUGAAAUUUCAAAAUCCGUAAUAAAGUUGAUUUCGAAAGUUUUCUCAAAUGUUUGCACCAAUUUUUAAAGUAAAAUCAGCAGAACUGAAAGCUGGAAGUCAUCGUCCUUUUUUCAGGCCGUCCAGCAAGCCCGGCAACCAGAAAAAUCGCUGAUUUCGUCAAGAAUCUGGUGGGCAACGCGAAAGUGGAGCUGGAUCAGCUCAGUGACCCCAAACGGAAGUUGAGGGAGACGAUGACUUCGGUGCCGAACAAGCACGAGAAGUUCAUCAACAGCGUCGUCCAAAAACUGACCGCUUUGCCGUCUGCAAAGCACGCCGUCGCGAAACAACGCAUCAACCAAGUUUUGGACAAUUUCGUCGCCGAUAACGCUGUACAGCAGCAGCCUCAGCAGUGA
This is a messenger RNA of Caenorhabditis auriculariae, 1292 nucleotides long. Lineage: Eukaryota; Metazoa; Nematoda; Chromadorea; Rhabditida; Rhabditidae. The record is from the annotation of a GenBank genome assembly.